UGACAAAUACUUAUCGAAUGAAAGAAGAAACAACUUCUGUCCUCAGCCUGGGUGCAGAGCAGGGCUCGGAGCAGAGCAGGGAGAAACAAGAAGGAAGCAGAGCACUUGAACCUCCACCCUGCUGGAAACAAGGAGGAUUAGAACUCAACACAAUGAUGACUAACAGGGAUUUGGGGGGCCACGCUGAUUUCACCUGGGUACUAAAAGGAAGUUUUCCUUUCUCGUUUCAGGCCAGCUGCCUAAAAGCCAUCUGGAACUGGAGAUUUCAGACGGUGAUCUUCAGAACUGCCCAACUCCUUUGCUUCAGUGCCCUAAUCUUUGAAUUAAUAAAGCAGAAAGAAGUGGCAGCGUGGACCUAUAAUUACAGCAUCAAAGCAUAUUCAUGGAAUUAUUCCCGGAUGUUCUGCCAGAAGCAUUACACGGAUUUAGUGGCCAUCCAGAAUAAAAAAGAGAUCGCUUACCUCAAUGAUGUCAUGCCUUACUUCAACUCUUACUACUGGAUUGGGAUCCGAAGGAUCAAUGAUAAAUGGACCUGGGUGGGAACCAAAAAGGUCCUCACCAAAGAGGCCGAGAACUGGGCUGACAACGAGCCCAACAACAAGAAGAACAACCAGGACUGUGUGGAGAUCUACAUCAAGAGCGUGUCGGCCCCUGGCAAGUGGAACGAUGAGCCCUGCUGGAAAAAGAAGCGGGCACUAUGCUACACAGCGUCCUGCCAGGACAUGUCCUGUAGCAAGCAAGGAGAGUGCAUUGAGACCAUCGGGAACUACACCUGCUCCUGCUUCCCCGGAUUCUAUGGACCAGAAUGUGAAUAUGUCCAAGAGUGUGGGGAAUUUGGUCUCCCCCAACAUGUGCUCAUGAACUGCAGCCACCCUCUCGGGAACUUCUCCUUCAAUUCAGAGUGCAGCUUCCACUGCGCUGAAGGGUACGAAUUGAAUGGACCCAGCAAGCUGGAAUGUUUGGCUUCCGGAACGUGGACAAAUAACCCACCGCAAUGUAUAGCUGCCCAGUGCCCACCCCUGAAGACUCCUGAGCGAGGAAGCAUGACGUGUCUUUCCUCUCCGGAAGCGCCCCAAUACCGGUCCAGCUGCCACUUUGCUUGUGAAGAGGGAUUUGCAUUAGUUGGGCCAGAGGUGGUGCAGUGCACAGCCUCGGGGGUGUGGACAGCCUCACCCCCAGGGUGUGAAGUUGUGCAGUGUCCGCUCCUGGAAGCCCCUGGCAAAGGGACCAUGGACUGUGUUCAUCCCCUCACUGCCUUUGCAUAUGGCUCCAGCUGCAGAUUUGAGUGUGAACCUGGCUAUCAAGUGAGAGGCUGGGCCACUCUCCACUGCAUUGUUUCUGGCCAGUGGACCACACCCUUGCCAGCCUGUGAGGCCAUUGCCUGUGAGCCACUGGAGAGUCCGGUCCAUGGAAGCACGGAUUGCGCCCCACUCUCGGGACCGCUUCCAUACAACACCAGCUGUAGCUUCCGUUGUGCUGAUGGCUUCAGGCUGAAAGGAGCUGACGUGGCCCAGUGUACUGACUUGGGACGGUGGACAGCGCCCGCCCCGGUCUGUGAAGCGCUGCAGUGUCAGGAUCUUCCGGCUCCAGACCAGGCCCAGGUGAACUGCUCCCACCCGUUUGGAGCCUUUCAGUACCAAUCUACCUGCACCUUCUCCUGUGACGAGGGCUUACUCCUGGUGGGAGCAGGCGAGCUGCGGUGCUUGGAUACGGGGACCUGGAGUGCUCCUCCCCCACAAUGCCAGGCCUUUACCUGCACACCUCUGCUAAGCCCUCGGAAUGGAACAAUGACCUGUGUCCGGCCUCUUGGAGAUUCCAGUUAUAAGUCCAGAUGCCAAUUCACCUGUGAUGAAGGAUUCUCUUUAUCUGGACCAGAAAUAUUGGACUGUGCUCCAUCUGGACAUUGGACAGGUCCCCCACCAACAUGUGAAGCCGUCAAGUGCCCAGAAUUAUUUGCCCCAGAGCAGGGAAGCCUGGCUUGUUCUGACACCCGCAGAGAAUUCAGUGUUGGCUACACCUGCCAUUUCUCCUGUAACAAGGGCUUUAAGCUGGAGGGAUCUAAUGAUGUUGAAUGCACAGCUUCCGGAAAAUGGACAGCACCUCCACCAACCUGCAAAGCAGGUGUGGUACCAGCUCCUCUCUCAGAGGUUCGAUGCCCAGCCCUCAUCACUCUGGAGCAGGGAACAGUGUCCUGUAGGCAUGGUCUGGGAACCUUUGGCCCGAAUACCACGUGUUACUUUGGAUGCCACGCUGGAUUCACCCUCACGGGAGGCCGUGCUCUCAGAUGCAGGCCUUCGGGACAAUGGACGGCGGGAGCUCCCACGUGCAGAGCCGUCAAGUGCUCUGAGCUGCAUGUUACCGAGCCAGGCACGAUGAACUGCUCCAACCCCUGGGAAAAUUUCAGCUACGGCUCAACCUGCAGCUUCCGUUGUCCAGAAGGCCAGUUACUUAAUGGCUCAGCAAGAACCGCAUGCCAAGAGAAUGGCCAGUGGUCAACCCCCAUGCCAACCUGCCAAGCAGGGCCGCUGACUAUCCAGGAAGCCCUGACUUACUUUGGCGGGGCGGUGGCUUCUACAAUAGGUUUGGUGACGUGUGGGACCCUCCUGGCUCUCCUAAGAAAGCGUUUCAGGCAAAAAGAAUCACCAUCACAUUGAGGCUGGUGUUCUAAAGUUCCUGCACAUACUCUCCUGUGGAUGGGUGAGUAGGACGAUAGACAAAGAAAGAGCGUCACUCUGCUUAAAGAGCUGCCACCAGUCCCUCUGUGCGACAUUUCUGUUUCUUUAACCAAAUCCAGAAGGCAGAAGCAAGAGUUCCUAAGACCUAGAACCUAUUCUCCGUAACCAUGUAGGAAUCACAUUAUUCCUGCCUUCCCUGCCCCCUCAAUUCUUUCUUUAGAUUUGAGACGUUGCCAAAGAACCCUCCAGACCAUGACGAGAGACCGGCAGCCGCCCAUCCUCCGAUAUCUUUAAUAAUAAAUAAAUCUGGGGCUCCUGGGUAGCUCCGUUGGUCAGGUCAUGAUCUUACAGUCAUGAGAUCAAGCCCUGCGCUGACAGCGUAGAGUCUGCUUGGGAUUCUUUGUCUCCCUCUUUCUCUGCCCCUCCCCUGUUUGUGUGAGUGCUCGCUCUCUCUCUCUCUCUCUCUCAAAAUAAAUAAACUUUUAAAAAUAAAAAUAAAUAAAUUCAUUUGUGAGGAUGGGCGAUUUUCCUUGACCCGUUGCAAUGUGAUUUUAACUUUAUAGGACUCUAUGGUCAAAAUAAUAGGAAAAUGCUGCGUACUCUGUUCCUCUCCUGCAAAUUCAAAAUGCACAUUCAUUAUCACAUUGAAGGCUCAAUAGUGCCCUGUAAUAAAUAUACUUGUUCCCCUUCAUUUGGCUUAGUGUUUUCUAAAUUUAUUUAGCCAUAAGAUGCUUUCCCCUUUUAUCUCUCCACGGGACGAUGGGCAGGCCGGCUGCCAUAUUUAAAGUUUCCACUCUGCGAGCCCAUUGUUUGGAUUAAGGCAGGAGGCCCUGGUCACCCAUGUUACCAGAGAAAGAAAACAGCCUUUGUUAUGUGGGUAUGGAUUUGUUUACACAAUCAGCUUCCCAACUAGUGGCUGGGGGAGUGUGGCACAGGUUGCAAUGGCAGGGGACCUCAAGUGCCAAACAAAUGGGUUUCAAGAACCAGCGAUCUCAAUGUCAACAGCAACCAAAAACAGCCGAGAGGCUGACGGCAAGGACCAGAGGACAAAGAAGAGGUUGUCACUGAAAAGCAAGAGAGGAAACAUGAGUGGAGUGUGGAUUACAUACUGUCAAAUGUUUUCAUUCAGCCCCACACGGGUCCCAAUGCACAGCUCGUUCCCAAUGCACCCCUGAUAAUGAGCCUGUGUGAAAAUCAGUAACAGACUUUCCCCAAUGACUCUUACCACUGAUGACCUUUCUUGUUCAUCUAGGGUUUUUUUUCCUUUAAACCAAUCAUUUGUGUCUUCUUGCUUA
Neofelis nebulosa (Clouded leopard) is the source of this 3970-nucleotide messenger RNA. RefSeq names its product selectin P (gene SELP). The record is from RefSeq and is a predicted model, not a curated record. Gene Ontology annotation, biological process: heterophilic cell-cell adhesion; response to cytokine; leukocyte tethering or rolling. Gene Ontology annotation, molecular function: oligosaccharide binding; sialic acid binding. Gene Ontology annotation, cellular component: membrane; external side of plasma membrane. Bases 18 to 2654 code for a protein of 878 amino acids. The transcript is spliced from 14 exons. NCBI's taxonomy places the organism in Eukaryota, Metazoa, Chordata, Mammalia, Carnivora, Felidae.